Messenger RNA from Branchiostoma floridae (Florida lancelet), 3821 nucleotides. Its product is annotated as netrin-4-like. Gene Ontology annotation, molecular function: protein binding. The record is from RefSeq and is a predicted model, not a curated record. The transcript is spliced from 9 exons. The coding region runs from base 230 to 2059 and encodes 609 amino acids. NCBI's taxonomy places the organism in Eukaryota, Metazoa, Chordata, Leptocardii, Amphioxiformes, Branchiostomatidae. Gene Ontology annotation, biological process: basement membrane assembly; cell migration; substrate adhesion-dependent cell spreading. Gene Ontology annotation, cellular component: laminin trimer.
AGCGGUUGCGGACUACAGUAUUCCUCCAGUGGUUUGGGUAUUGCGUUUCGCCACGGUAAACACUGAGCCGGCCGGGCUAGUUUCGGCGUGACAGACAUAUUUACAGUCAUCUCUGGGGCAGGCCACGCGACACGGAGAGAGCAGGCUCGCCACCGUACAACACGCGUUUGGGAAAGGAACUCGACGUCAAGCCGCCCCGGCGCUCCAGCUGGUGUCAACUCCAAACAACAUGGGCACACAUCACCUCUUGUUGGCUUUACAAGUGCUGGCCCUUACCGCAGCGGCUCAAGCCUAUCGCAGCCGCUGUGACAGGCAUUCGUGUCAUCCGCCGCCCGGGAACUUGGCAAUCGGCCGCCUGCUCCGGACCUCGACCACGUGCGGGGAGAACGGCGGAGAGCACUUCUGCUCCAUCUCCUCCUCCUCCUCCUGCUCCAAGGUGAAGUGCUACAAGUGUCACUCCGGGAGGAAGAACCGCGCGCACCCCCCGUGGCACAUGACCGACACCGGGGCCGGGCACCGCGGCACCUGGUGGCAGUCCAAGAACAACGGCGGCGCAGAGACCAUCCAGCUCGACUUGGAGAGUCGCUUCUACUUCACGCAUCUCGUCAUGGUGUUCCGAACUCCCCGCCCGGCCGCCAUGGUGCUGGAGAGGUCGUCCGACUACGGGAAGACCUGGAGAACGUACAGCUACUUCGCGCGCAACUGCACGGAGACCUUCGGGCUGAGGGAGGGGGUCAACCCCGAGGGGAGCCUGUGUACGUCUCGGUACUCCGCCCCGGACCCGUGUACGAGAGGAGAGGUGAUCUUCAGGGUCUUACCUGUCGGCAGUAACCACAGCAUCAGCGACCCCUACAGCCUACACGCCCAGGACCUCAUGACGAUCACCAACAUCAGGAUGCGUCUUCUCAAACGGCAGUCUUGUAGCUGCCCUACUGAGGAGGUCCAGGAGAAGCCGUACAAGUUUGCCCACUUCGCGGUGUACAACCUGAUCAUCAGCGGCAGCUGCUUCUGUAACGGACAUGCUGACGUCUGCGUGCCCAUCGAUGGCAGGAAGGUGGUGGGGCCGGGGGGACAGAGCGCUCUUCUUAAGGUGAACGGUAAGUGUGUGUGUCGGCACAACACGGCUGGAGUGAACUGCGAGCGCUGCGCACCUCUGUACAACAACCAGCCAUGGAAACCAGGCAACGGCAGGACUGGCAAGAAGAACAUGUGUGAAAAAUGUGAAUGUAACAGUCAUGCCGACAGCUGCCAUUUCGAUUUGAACGUGUGGCGAGCGACCAAUGGGAAGACGGGCGGGGUGUGUGACGACUGUCAGCACAACACCAUGGGCCGGAGGUGCCACCGCUGCAGGCCUGGGUACUACCAGGACCCCACCAGGGACAAGGCGCAUCCUCAGAUCUGUAAAAGAUGCGAAUGUGAUCCGGUUGGUACGGUAGACGGCGUUUCCGGGAAGCGGCCCUGCAACAUGGUCACAGGCCGGUGCAAGUGUAAAAACGGGGUCACCGGCACGAGAUGCGACCGCUGCAGGCCGAACUACUGGGGCUUCGGCAAGAUUCGCAACGGCUGCCAGAAGUGUAACUGCGGUUUUCAGGACAUCUGUGAUCAAGAGACCGGGGCCUGCAGGCCGAUCAAGAAAGAAACAGAACCAGACUUUCAACAGUACAUCUCACUACAGAGAACAGAUCACUGCAAAUGUCUUGAGGAGACUCUGAAGGAUCCAGAGCUCCUGUGUGACAAGCAUUACGACUUUGCAUUGCGAGCAACAGUGAAGGACGCAGUUGACCUUGGCCAGCAUGUCGCAGUGACUGUCCAGAUCCGCAAGGUCAUUCUCUCCAAGAACGUUUCCGUGGAGAAGGGCGAGGCGAAGGUGUGGCCGACGUCCUGGACGGAGCACGGCUGCACCUGUCCAAUCAUGAACGUAGGCGAGGAAUAUCUGCUGACCGGGUUCGAGGACGUCGACAACAAUCGCUUAAUCGUGAACGAGACCAGCUACGUGAAGGAAUGGGCGCAAGCCACGACAAGAGACAUCACCAGAGUACUGAGGAAGGUCUGCACAUGAUGUAUGGACAAUCAAGUAUAGGGACAUAGACAACUUAAACAUGAAAGAACUUCACCUUUUUCUUAUGCCUCUACAUAAAUAAAGUCAGCACUUUCUGUCUUCAGUUUCAUUUUUGCAGCUGCAAGAUAAGACAAGGCCACAUCAUGUUAUUUGGUUGGUUUUUGGACAUUUUGAAGUAAAAAUUAAGCUAGCAGUCAAUACACAACUUGCAUCUGUGUAUUGACCCCACAAAACUAUGUGUACAGCCCUCAGACAUUUCAAUUUAGCAUUAUUCUUAAAAAUCUAAGAAAAAACAAUAAUGAUGGUGUGGUCAAACAUACAUCUCAAAGUAAGUUAAAGUUUUCUUACAAGAUGCUAUCAUGUUAGAAAGAUGCAAUAGAAUUUUUUUUCAGUUUAAAUGGGUUAUGGUUAGGAUUUCAUUCUGACUUGUAUAUUCCUAUCACUUCUUGGACUUUGUCAGGGGUCUGUGUUCAAUAAAGAGAACCGGGUCAAAGUGUUAUUCAACGAGUUUCAGAAGAAAUGAUGUUACUUACAAAUGUACACCUUUGAUUGGGACAAUGGAUAUUUUCCUGAGUUUGUUGCUCGAAAUUCAAAUUUGUAAAUAAGAUAUUUCUUUAAAAAAUGCGGAGAAAAUUAUUGAUACAUGGGUCAGAAUUAUUAGUUGCCAAUGUCAUGGGGUGUAAAAAUGAUUCUAACCUUUUUACAUUUAAUGAUUUAUGUUGUACGCAAAAAGUACCAAAUACAAAUAGUAAAACAACCUGUUAGAGAGAACAUGUGUGAUUAUUUUAGAUUUUUAUCUGAGCAGUAUUUAGUUAAACUGUUCUUGCUGAAGUAGUAUUUAAUACGACAAACAUACCAACCUUUCAAACAUUGAGCAUGUAAAUAUUAGAAGUAUGUAUCAAUGAUGGGGGUUCUUAUAUAACCAACAGUUGAUGAGCUGUCAGAGAGGAUGUAGCUUACCAGUGGGAACUAACUUACAACACAAGUUAAGACUCAAACACAUAGUUUGGGAACCUACAAUGUAGUCUUUGGAGCACUUGCUAAUGUAUUUCAAUUUGUAAAUAAAAGAAAGCAUUUGUCAUGUGGUUAUGGUUGUUUGUCAUACUCAGUAUUAUCGUGCAACCUUGUCUUGAAGAUGGCAAUAACAUACAUAGAUCAUGAAUAUACGACAGGCUUUUAGCCAGGCAUGCAUCUAGGCGUCAUCUAGAAACGCUUUUCUUAAAAUAACAAGAAAUUGGACUCACCAGACGCCCUUACACGAGGAAGCAUGAUAUUCUGAUUGACCAGGGAUGCCACUUCCUCAUUUGUGAUCACAGUCUUCUACUCUGACCUCUUUGGCAGUAAUUUUGGCCCUCAGGAUACCUUAGAGUUAGAAUACACCACUUGAAAACUCCAUGGAAGGUGGAUGCCCCAAGACCCCACUACAAUAGUCAUGCCUAUAUCAUUUACCAUGACUCACCAAGAAAUUUGGACCCUCUAUAAUAAAAUCCUAGCUAAAAGCCUGAUACAUCUAAUAACACCUAAUAAAUACACGAAAGAGAGGUUCCUGUACAAAAAUCAGAAACUUUAUUUGUGAUUGAAUUAAGACGUCGGUCUGGGAUGACCAAUACUGGGAGACAAUGGCUAAACUUUAUUUAUGUUUUGAGUUUGAUAAAUCAUUGAAAAUUAUCAGUUCCAGUUCCCAUAAUAUUCUGCAAUUCACAUAAUUCUCUGGUAUACAAACAACUGUCUGGCCGAAAAACUUUUUUGGUAAAAAAAAAAA